CGCGUCUCUACUGAAUAGAUAAGCCGCUGGCGGUUAGGGAGAGACUUUAGACGUGACUUUGGCCUCAGUUUGGGAGGGUCUUCCGAUAAAAACACACGGUAAAAGACCGCAUGGUAGGGCGGGACUUCCGGUAAAAGGGGGCGGGACCACCUGUCAAGGUUGUGACAUGGCAGAUUCUGAUUGGGAGCUGUCAAAUUUUGAUGAAAGAGCUGCAGGAUGUUCCAUCAGAAGACUGGAUUGUUUCUUCAAUCUGCCAUCACUGCUCUGCUCUUCUGUCUUUUCUUCACACACUGUUGCACAGAGCUGCAGGAUGUUCCAUCAGAAGACAGGAUCGGUGCUUCAAUCUACCAUCACUGCUCUGCUCUUCUGUCUUUUCUUCACACACUGUUGCAGAGUUUCAGGUGCUGUUCCUCAACCUGUCACCACUUUAGCAGGGCUUGAUGGAAAGGGAGGAGUGGAGUUACAGUGUGAGUCUGCAGGCUGGUAUCCAGAGCCUGAGGUGUUGUGGCUGGACGGUGAUGGAAACCUCCUCUCUGCUGGACCUACAGAGACAGUCAGAGGUCCUGAUGACCUCUAUACUGUCAGCAGCAGAGUGACUGUGGAGAAGAAACACAGCAACAACUUCACCUGCAGAGUCCAGCAGAAAAAGAUCAACCAGAGCAGAGAGACAGAGAUCCAUGUUCCAGAUGAUUUCUUUAAGGUCCAGUCCAGUAACACCUCCACCAUAGUUGGUUUGGCUGUUUCUAUCAUCGUGUUAUUUCUAGCAGUUGUUCUUUUUGUUCGCACACAAAGACAAAAAAGGAAAAUGAAAACUUUGGUAAAUGAAAAGCAAGAAGAACUUGAACUAUUACAGAAGAAGCUCGAGGAAAAUGAGAAGAAGUGGACGGAGACUGAAAGAGAACUGAGGAUAGAGCACACUAAGCUGGAGGAAAAAAGUUCAGAAACCAACAAUCAGCUCCAGCAGGAGAAAGAGGAAAAGAAGAACGCUGAGAAUGAGGUGAAGACCCUGAAGAAUGAGCUGGAAGAGCUGAAAAGAAAUCAUUCAGAAACCAUCAAUCAGCUCCAGCAGGAGAUACAGAUAAAUGAAAAGGCUGAAAGUGACAUGAAGACCCUGAACAGCCGUCUGGAAGAGCUCCAAGAUGAGAAGCUGAAGUGGACGGAGACUGAGAGAAAACUGAAGAAAUUCAUCCUGAACAUGAUGCAGGAGUUGGAUGGAACGAACGCUCAGCAUUGGCAGUUAAAGGAGCCAAAAUUGAAGGAGCAGGAGGAGCAGAGGAGGAAGGAGGCUGAGAUUACAAUACAGAGACUGAAAGAGGAGCUGGACAUGAAGAAAACUGAGGUUAAAAACAAACAAACUGAGCUGCAAAGUCUCCAGGAGGAGAAGAAGAAGAUUCAGGAUGAUCUGCAGAACCUAAUUAAAGACCUGAACACCAAGAUUACAGAGCUGGAGACAAUCAGAGAAGAGUUAGCAAAGUCUUCCUGGAUGUCUCAUAUUCCCUGGAGUGGUGCCAUGCAGGAAAAAUGGAAGAAGAAAGAAGAUGAGAAGAGAAUGCAGACAGAAAUAGAAAACCUCAACAAACCUCUGAUGACCAAGAACAUGGAGUUCCAGAACAAAGAUAAGAAGUGUGAAGAAAAACAAGUUAAGCUGAAGAAGCUUCUGGAUGAUCAACAGAAGAUGGAGACUGAACUGCAGAUUGAGGAACAACAACUGCUUGAGCAGGAGAAAGAGGAAAGAAUGAAGGCUGAAAAUGAAGUGAAGAUCCUGAAGAAUGAGCUGGAAGAGUUACAGAAGAAGCUCGAGGAAAAUGAGAAGACGUGGAUGGAGACUGAAAGAGAACUGAGGAUAGAGCACACUAAGCUGGAGGAAAAAAGUUCAGAAACCAACAAUCAGCUCCAGCAGGAGAAAGAGGAAAAGAAGAAGGCUGAGAAUGAGGUGAAGACCCUGAAGAAUGAGCUGGAAGAGCUGAAGAGAAAUCAUUCAGAAACCAAGAAUCAGCUCCAGCAGGAGAAACAGAAAAAUGAAAAGGCUGAAAGUGACAUGAAGACCCUGAACAGUCGUCUGGAAGAGCUGAGGGGAAAUAAUUCAGAAACCGACAAUCAACUCCAGCAGGAGAAACAGAAAAAUGAGACUCUGAACAGUCGUCUGGAAGAGUUGAUGAAGACUGAGACAGAACUGAGGACAGUGAUCCAGAACAUGAACAAAGAGCUAGAGGAGAUCAGUCAAACCAACUCAGCCGAUGGGAAAUCAAUGAUAGCACCCAUAACUGUAGAAGAGGUCCAUCAAUACGGCCACUAUAUCCGUCUUAAGAACAUUUUCACUGAGGCAUUAAAUCUAGGAGGUUGGGAGUUAGUUCUACAGAUUAAUAACGGCAAACCAGGCAUAUGCAAAUUUAAGGAGUCUUUAAAACUUCAGGCUGGAGAGAUUCUCUGUAUAUCCCGCCAACGCUGGUUCAGAAACCAUCCUGAUGAUGUUAAACUGGUGUGGUUGGACAUGAAGAAGUGGAAGCUUACAGACAAACUACAGAUGAACCUCAUCAGUAACAAUGGAGAUAUUCAAAUUACUGUAAUGUGAAUAAACAUGAGAAACAUCAUUUUUUAUUUUUGCAUUCAUCAAAGUGAGCUUUUGUUUUUUUUUCUGAAUGUCAAAUUAACAUUAUCUUGUUUUGAGUUUUAUUUUCUAAAUCUUGUAUUCAAAUGUCCUUUUUGUAUUUUUAUCCAAUUAAAUCCAUACGAAUUGUAAUGAGUAGAGGAUACAACAAGAAAAGAUCAGAAAUAUGUACAACAUUAAAACAAUCAGAACAAAAUAUUUUCUACAGAUUAAAGUCAGUUUUUAGUUUCACCUCCUUUUGCUGUUCUUCAAACUUCAUGUGUCGACUGUCUUCAGGUUUUCUUCAGUGAUCUUGUAUUUUAUUAAAUAAAUCUUCUUUCACUUAACAGAGUUCUUCUUUGGACUUUAAGUGUGUUUAAUUUGUUUCUCUGUCUGCUUGAUCUCAUAGUUUUUAUAAUAUUCAGGUCUGGACACAUUCAGGGUUUUAUCAGCUGUUUUUGUCUCCAAACAGGAUUUUGCUGCAAUAGUUGGAUCAGUUUCUAAUCAAGUUUCCAGUUCAG
This is a messenger RNA of Acanthochromis polyacanthus (spiny chromis), 3108 nucleotides long. RefSeq names its product interaptin-like. Bases 167 to 2572 code for a protein of 801 amino acids. Gene Ontology annotation, cellular component: cytoplasm; external side of plasma membrane; centrosome. Gene Ontology annotation, biological process: positive regulation of T cell proliferation; negative regulation of T cell proliferation; cell surface receptor signaling pathway. The transcript has 25 exons. Lineage: Eukaryota; Metazoa; Chordata; Actinopteri; Pomacentridae. The record is from RefSeq and is a predicted model, not a curated record. Gene Ontology annotation, molecular function: microtubule binding; dynein light intermediate chain binding.